This is a messenger RNA of Cherax quadricarinatus, 799 nucleotides long. Its product is annotated as NADH dehydrogenase [ubiquinone] 1 beta subcomplex subunit 11, mitochondrial-like. The record is from RefSeq and is a predicted model, not a curated record. NCBI's taxonomy places the organism in Eukaryota, Metazoa, Arthropoda, Malacostraca, Decapoda, Parastacidae.
AUUCGUGAACGCGAGAGGAAAAAAGAUGGCGGCGCUGUCCAGGCUGAGCAAGACGGCUUUUAGGCUUAAUAAUGACGUUUUAAAGGCCGUUAAUGGUGCUUUGGUGCCCAGUAAUGGUGUCUUCGUGCCCAGGGUAGUGGGUAUAUCCACGUCCAAGAAGAACAAGGACACCGUGACGGUCACGGACGCUGUGGUGGAACAUGUCAAAGACUGGUCAAAGACUGAACAAACAGCUGUGACUAAGAACUGGAUCAGUUAUGACUCGGAAGUGGAGGACAACACAAUAAUGCAUCUCACGUUCUUCUUCGGUGUAACUCUGUGUAUAGUGACUAUAGGAUUCGUCUGGGCUUACCUGCCAGAUUUCAGAAUGGUCGAUUGGGCACAGCGUGAAGGGUACUUGGAGUUGCGCCGGAGGGAAGCAGAAGUCCUACCACUAAUCGACCCCAACCUUAUUAGUAUUGAGAAGAUAGAGCUACCAUUGGAUGAAAAACUUGCAGAUACAGAGAUCAUUAUUUGAGAGAAUUUCAGGCCUAUACUGACUUUGUUUCACAUUUUUUGGUAUGCCUACAGGAUCCUAUCAUUCAUCACUACAGGAUGCUGUCAUUCAUCACUACAGGAUGCUGUCAGUUAUCAUUACAGGAUGCUGUCAGUCAUCAUUACAGGGUGCUUUCAAUCAUCACUACAGGAUGCUGUCAUUCAUCACUACAGGAUACUGUCAUUCAUCACUACAGGAUGCUGUCAGUCAUCACUACAGGAUGCUGUCAUUCAUCACUACAGGAUACUGUCAGUCAUCACUACA